AUGCUUGUAAAGACUGAACUUAUCGAUAGUUCAGGUUUUGUAACUUUUACGCUAAAUGACUUUCAUUUUGAUAAAGCCCAAGGAUACGGAAUUUGUUGUUCGGCAGAUCAUGCCGAAAAGGAAUGUCACUGUCAAAUGUAUAUUCACAUUUGUGUUGGUGUUGGAUUCGAGCAUCGAAAGUACCAUCGUGAUUGCUCCUUACUACAUCACAAUUCUCGGGUUAUCGAUAAUACACGACCGUUAAGUAAUUACAAUGUUAGCAUACCAUUUGAUGUUCGAUGGCCUGUGAAGUUUCGGUACCACUGGCACCAUUUACUUGCUAUAUCGUCUGAUUAUCUGCAAUUACCAACACCUCAUCGUUGCUUCGAGCAUUUAAAAAAAGCGACAUCUUUUUUUACACUGUUUCAAAAAAAUGAAAAAUUUUACAAUGUCCACAUAUCGAACGUGGGAAUAUGA
Cercopithifilaria johnstoni is the source of this 456-nucleotide messenger RNA. Lineage: Eukaryota; Metazoa; Nematoda; Chromadorea; Rhabditida; Onchocercidae. The record is from the annotation of a GenBank genome assembly.